Molecule: messenger RNA, 5086 nt
Organism: Humulus lupulus (European hop)
Lineage: Eukaryota; Viridiplantae; Streptophyta; Magnoliopsida; Rosales; Cannabaceae
Exons: 2
Coding region: 2-5086 (1694 amino acids)
Molecular function (GO): protein binding
Source: RefSeq, a predicted model, not a curated record
UAUGAUGGGAUCAUCAAUGCCUUGCUUCAUUUUCUCUAGCUUUCUUUAUAAUCUUAUAUAUAUUCUUGUCUUUCUGAAUUUACUGUUGUGUUUCUCUUUCUCGCAGCCAUCUUGCCAUGAUGACGAAAGGACUUCUUUGUUGCAGUUUAAAGAAAGCUUCAUUAUCAGAAAGUCUGCUUUUCGUCUUAAUACUUCUUCAUAUCCAAAGGUUUCCUCAUGGACACACGAAGAUGAGACAAGAAAUUGCUGCUUGUGGGAUGGUGUUGAGUGUGAUGAGAAGACGGGCCAUGUGAUCGGACUUGAUCUCAGCAGCAGCUUUCUCUAUGGCACCAUCGACUCAAACAGCACCCUCUUCAACUUGCUUCACCUCCAAAGGCUCAAUCUUUCAGACAACCAUUUCAAUUACUCUCAAAUACCCACUGCUGUCAAGCGGCUUUCUAUGCUCACCAGUCUCUCGCUAGUUGACUCUGUCUUCUCUGGUCAAAUUCCCUUAGAAGUUUCAGAACUUUCCAAAUUGUCUGCUCUUUAUUUGUGCAGUAAUCUUGAUCCAUUUUCUGGAGAAAAUCUAUUGGAACUGAAGAAUCCCAAUUUGGAGAGCUUUAUUUCAAACUUGACAAGCCUUGAGGAGCUUUGUCUCAGUCAAGUUUACAUAUCGUCGACACUGCCUAAGUCGUUGGCGAAUUUAACUUCUUUGACAAUCCUAUACUUGAGGGAUUGCGAACUGAAAGGUGAAUUUCCAGUCGAUAUUUUUCAACUGCCAAAAUUACAAGAUCUCAGUGUUCGGUUUAAUAAAGAUCUUAGUGGAAGAUUGCCUGUGGUACUUAACGAGAGAAGUUCUCUUAAAAUGCUGUUGUUGUCACACACUCGCUUUUCUAGUGAACUACCUUUUGAGAAACUUGCUUCGUUGAAUAGGUUGGAAGUUGGAGGUUGCAACUUUUCUGGAGUGAUUCCCAAUUCCAUAGGUAAGUUGAAACAACUCACUUUUCUAGACCUUUCUUACAAUAAUUUUUCUGGACAAAUCUCUUCGCAUUUGUCAAACCUCACCCAACUCAUCCAUUUAUACCUUCAAUUUAAUCAUUUUAGUGGCCCAUUUCCUAUGCCAAUAUUCUCGAAAUUCGUGAACUUAGAAUCACUUUCCAUAGCUCAUAAUAAUUGGACAGGCACCUUAGAAUUUGACAUGUUCAAAGACCUCAAAAAUCUCAAUAUCCUUUCGCUAUCGCAUCUUAGACUCUCACUACCUCGUAUAAAUGAAACAUUUCCACAAUUGAGAGAACUAGAUUUGGGGUAUUGCAAUUUAAAAAAGUUUCCUGAAUUUCUUAGGCAUCAAAAAAGAAUAGAGACAUUAUAUCUUCAUGAUAACCAUAUUGGUGGUCAAAUACCAGAGUGGUUGCUAAAUAUAAACAAAAAAACAUUGAGAACUUUUUCUCUUUCUACAAAUUCCCUGAAAGGGGAACUUUCACCUACAAUUUGCAAACUUAGUUAUCUUAUCAAGCUUGACUUGUCCCAUAAUAAGUUGAGGGGUAAACUUCCCAAUUGUUUCGGUAGGUUUAGUAAAUCAUUAUCUUUAUUAAGUCUCACAAACAACUCUUUUUCUGGCAAUAUUCCAAAAUUUACCGAGGGAAACCAGCUGAAGCUUAUUGAUUUAAGUUAUAAUCUCUUUGAAGGGAAGUUAUCGCAAUCACUUACAAAUUGUAAGAUGCUUGGACAACUCAAUGUCGAAAGCAAUAAGUUCAAUGAUGUGUUCCCUUAUUGGUUAGGGACUCUUCCAAAGCUGAUAAUUCUAAACAUGCGAGCUAAUCAAUUCCAUGGAGUUAUAAGGGAGCCUCGAACAAAACUUCAUUUCCCUAAGUUACGUAUAAUUGAUAUAUCUUAUAAUAACUUCAUUGGUAAAUUACCGCUCAAAUACAUCCAGAGUUGGAAUGCCAUGACUAGUACAAGUGUUGAAAACUUUGGUUAUUUGACAUCAUUAUCCAUCAAUUUAUCAACAAACAUUAACCCCGUGGAUAAGCCAGUUUAUUAUUUCCAAACUAUACUAUCAAUAAAAGGCAUGUAUAGGCAGUUUGAUGGGAUCCAAAAUAUUAUUGCAAUCAUAAACUUCUCCAACAAUAAAUUUAAUGGAGAAAUUCUUGAAGUCAUUGGAAACCUAAAGGGAUUGUAUGCCCUUCAUUUAUCCAAAAAUAGUCUCAAUGGUAGCAUACCUUCUUCACUAGGAAAACUAGCCAAGCUUGAAUCCUUAGACCUUUCUCAAAAUGAGCUUUCGGGGCAAAUCCCUUCUGAACUAGCCCAACUCUUUUUUCUUCAAUACUUCAAUGUUUCAUACAACCACCUCUCAGGGUCUAUACCACAUCAAAACCAAUUAAGUACCUUUGAGAGUAGUUCCUUUGAGGGAAACAUGGGAUUAUGUGGCAUUCCAUUGCCAAACUUGUGUGGAAACUCUGAAGCAUUGAAACCACCACUAAUUGAAGAUGAACAACAAGAAGAGUGGAGUUAUCUUUUUCAAUUUGGUUGGAAAGUUGUGGUGAUAGGAUAUGGAUGUGGAUUUUUAGCUGGAUUAUUCAUAGAGAAAAUUCCAUCUUGCCAUGAUGACGAAAGGACUUCCUUGUUGCAGUUUAAAGAAAGCUUCAUUAUCAGCAAGUUUGCUUCUCGUCGUAAUACUUCUUCAUAUCCAAAGGUUUCCUCAUGGACACACGAAGCUGAGACAAGUAAUUGCUGCUUGUGGGAUGGUGUUGAGUGUGAUGAGAAGACGGGCCAUGUGAUCGGACUUGAUCUCAGCAGCAGCUUUCUCUAUGGCACCAUCGACUCAAACAGCACCCUCUUCAACUUGCUUCACCUCCAGAGGCUCAAUCUUUCAGACAACCAUUUCAAUUACUCUCAAAUACCCACUGCUGUCAAGCGACUUUCUAUGCUCACCAGUCUCUGGCUAUUUGACUCUGUCAUCUCUGGUCAAAUUCCCUCAGAAGUUUCAGAACUUUCCAAAUUGUCUGCUCUUUAUUUGUGCGUUAAUGUUGAUCCAUUUUCUGGAGAAAAUCUAUUGGAACUGAAGAAUCCCAAUUUGGAGAGCUUUAUUUCAAACUUGACAUGCCUUGAGGAGCUUUGUCUCAGUAAUGUUUACAUAUCGUCGACACUGCCUAAGUCGUUGGCGAAUUUAACUUCUUUGACAAUCCUAGCCUUGCGGGAUUGCGAAUUGAAAGGUGAAUUUCCAGUCAAUAUUUUUCAACUGCCAAAAUUACAAGUUCUCAGUGUGCGGUUUAAUAAAGAUCUUAGAGGAAGAUUGCCUGCAGUACUUAACGAGAGAAGUUCUCUUAAAGUAUUGAGGUUGUCAGGCACUCACUUUUCUGGUGAACUACCUUUUGAGAAACUUGCUUCUUUGAGUUGGUUCGAUGUUAGAGGUUGCAAGUAUUCUGGAGCGAUUCCAAGUUCUAUAGGUAAGCUGAAGCAUCUAUUUCUUCUAGACCUUUCUGAAAAUAAAUUUUCUGGACAAAUCUCUUCUUAUCUGUCAAACCUUACCCAACUCAACUAUUUAUAUCUUCACUCAAAUCAUUUUAGUGGCCCAUUUCCUAUGUCAAUAUUCUUGAAACUCGUGAACUUGGAAUUGCUUUUCAUAGCUUAUAAUAAUUGGACAGGCACUGUAGAAUUUGACAUGUUCAAAGGCCUCAAAAACCUCAAUGCCAUUUCGCUAUCAGAUCUCAAAUUGUCACUCCCUCAUAUAAAUGAAACAUUUCCACAAUUGACAGAACUAGAUUUGAUGUAUUGCAAGUUAAGAAAGUUUCCUGAAUUUCUUAGGCAUCAAAAAAGAAUGGAGUCAUUAACUCUUGAAGGUAACCAUAUUGGUGGUGGAAUACCAGAAUGGUUGCUAAAUAUAAACAGAGAAACAUUGACAAUUUUAUCUCUUUCUACAAACUGCCUAUCAGGGAAACUUUCACCUACAAUUUGCAAACUUAGUUCUCUUAUCAUGCUUGACUUGUCCCAUAAUAAGCUGAGGGGUAAACUUCCCAAUUGUUUCGGUAAGCUUAGCAAGUCAUUAUCUGUAUUAAGUCUUACAGAUAACUCUUUUUCUGGCAACAUUCCCAACUUUACAAAGGGAAACCAACUGAAGCUUAUUGAUUUAAGUUAUAAUUUCUUUGAAGGGAAGUUAUCGCAAUCACUUACAAAUUGUAAGAUGCUGGGACACCUCAAUGUCGAAAGCAAUAAGCUCAAUGAUGUGUUCCCUUAUUGGUUAGGGACUCUUCCAGAGUUGAUAAUUCUAAACCUGCGAGCUAAUCAAUUCCAUGGAGUUAUAAGGGAGCAUCGAACAAAACUUCAUUUCCCUAAGUUACGUGUAAUUGAUAUAUCUUAUAAUAACUUCAUUGGUAAAUUGCCGCUCAAAUACAUCCAGAGUUGGAAUGCCAUGACUAGUACAAGUGUUGAAAACUUUGGUUAUUUGACAUCACUAUCCAUCAAUUUCUCAGCAUACUUUGACAACGUGGUUAAGCCAAUUUUUUAUUUCCAAGAAUACCUUGACUACAUGGGUAAGCCAGCUUUUUAUUUCCAAACUAUACUAUCAAUAAAAGGCAUGUAUAGGCAGUUUGAUGGGAUCCAAAAUAUUAUUGCGAUCAUAAACUUCUCCAACAAUAAAUUUAAUGGAGAAAUUCUUGAAGUCAUUGGAAACCUAAAGGGAUUGUAUGCCCUUGAUUUAUCCAAAAACAGUCUCAAUGGUAACAUACCCUCUUCAUUGGGAAAACUAGCCAAGCUUGAAUCCUUAGACCUUUCUCAAAAUGAGCUUUCGGGGAAAAUCCCUUCUGAACUAGCCCAACUCUUUUUUCUUCAAUACUUCAAUGUUUCAUACAACCACCUCUCAGGGUCUAUACCACAGCAAAACCAAUUAACUACCUUUGAGAGUAGUUCCUUUGAGGGAAACAUGGGAUUAUGUGGCAUUCCAUUGCCAAACUUGUGUGGAAACUCUGAAGCAUUGAAACCACCACUAGUUAAAGAUGAACAGCAAGAAGAGUUGAGUUAUCUUUUUCAAUUUGGUUGGCAAGUUGUGGCGAUAGGAUAUGGAUGUGGAUUUAUAGCUGGAUUAUUCAUAGCGAAAAUUGUGAUCCCUUGA